AUGUUAUCAGGUGUUGGCCCGAAAACACAUUUGGAAUCAAAGAAUAUUGAAUGUAUAGUUGAUUCGCCUGCUGUCGGACAAUAUCUAAAAGAUCACGCAUUGAUCCCAGUUACUAUAUAUGGCAAUGAACCGGGUCCAUUGAACGACGCUGUGAGACAAUUUCAAGCUAUUGAAUAUCUUUAUAAUCGGACAGGAUAUUUAUCUGAAAUUAAUAUCGCUGAUGUUAUUUCAUUUUACUCGACAAAAAUUUUUUCUCUUUAUCCUGAAUUCCAAAAUCAUUUAAUUUUGGUUCCGAAAAACUCAACUGCAUAUGCAAGGGAAAUUUUCAAAAGAUUCAUGUUCAAACCAAGCGUGAUAGAUUCUAUAGUAGAACAAACAAGGCAUAAUGCAUUGUAUGCUUUUUUGUUUAUUUUACUGCAUCCUUACUCUUAUGGAAAUAUAACAUUGAAAUCUUCAAAUUCGAAAGAUCAUCCGCUUAUAUAUCCUAACUACUUUGAUGACGACAGAGAUGUUAGUGCUGUAGCGCGAGGAAUAAAAAAACUUACGACCAUUGUAAACACGAAAUAUUUUAAGCAAAUAAAGGGCCAUGUAGGAAGAAUGAAGUGUCCAGAUUGUGAUAAUCUUAUUUUAGAUAGUGAUGGUUACUGGAAAUGCAUAGCUCGCAAUGCGGUUGUAACACUUUACCAUCCAGUGGGAACAGCCAGAAUGGGAACAAACAUACAAGAAUCUGUUGUUAGCAGUCAAUUAAAAGUGCAUAAUAUUGAUAAAUUACGUGUAAUUGAUGCAAGUGUAAUGCCUUCUACGGUAAGUGGAAAUACUAAUGGUCCAGUCAUAAUGAUUGCAGAAAGAGCUGCUGAUAUGAUAAAAAAUGAUUAUGGCGUUAAUCCAAAGGAGUCUAGAAAUGAAUCAUUAAUCAAAAAAUUUCUUCAACUUUUAUCUCAGUGAAUAUUUAAGAACGAUUUAAAAACAUCCAUAAAUUAAUGGAUUUGUUGUAAAAUUUAUUAUAUCCGAGCCAAUUCAAAGUAACAACUUGAUCAUAGAAAUUUUUAUCAGUACAUUACACAUUAUAUUUUCAGUUUAACGAAUAGUAUUUAGAACCGGUACUUGAAAAUUAUUCAAAAAGCAUGACACUGCAAGAAUAUUUAAAAUUUGUUGCACAAACAAAUAGGAAUUAUUGCAUCAUGAAAGAAGAUAUUUUUCAUAACCCCUAAAUGAAAUAUUGUAUUAUCGAAUAUCUUUCCGAUAUAUUUCGAAUACUGGAAUGUUUUGAUAAGUUUUUAUAUA
This is a messenger RNA of Diatraea saccharalis (sugarcane borer), 1284 nucleotides long. The record is from the annotation of a GenBank genome assembly. NCBI's taxonomy places the organism in Eukaryota, Metazoa, Arthropoda, Insecta, Lepidoptera, Crambidae.